GAGAAGUUUAUUAUAGAGGGAAAGUAUGUCUUGUUGAGGAAGCACAGAUGUAACAGUAGUUAUCACGAAUUUGCUAAUCGUUGUCUAUCGCGUGAUUUAUAAUAAGGAAAAACGGCGAAGAUGGAAACUGAUUGUCUGACUUUAAAUGACCUGAUAAGUCCGCGAAAAGGCAGAACAGCAAUCGAGGACGACUUUGGCAAAAAUGAUCAGAAGGAGAAUGUAAGGCUAGAAAGAAGGAAAGUGACUCCUCACAAGAGUGACGUCGCAUCCACGUCUAUUAACGGCAAGAAGGCACCAGCCUCUGAGUUCAUCCACAUCACCCCCAUAAAGCAUCCUGACAGAGCCCAUCCAGACCCCUGGACCCCCACGGCCAACCUGAAGAUGUUGAUCAGUGCGGCCAGCCCAGACAUCAGGGACCGAGAGAUCAAGAAAAUCCUCUUCCGGCCCAUUGAGAAUGAAGAGAAACUGGUGGUAGUGGAGGAAGAGGAAGAGGAUGCAGAAUUGGAUGACUCCUGCCAGUUUGAUGUGGUGGAAGACUGUGGGGAUGAAUUUGAGAAGCGGCCCAGCCGGAAGCAGAAGAGCUUGGGCCUGCUGUGCCAGAAGUUCCUGGCCCUCUACCCUGAUUACCCAGCAUCCUCCGAGACCAUCAGUAUCUCCCUGGACGAGGUGGCCACGAGUCUGGGUGUUGAGCGCCGGCGCAUCUACGACAUCGUGAACGUGCUGGAGUCGCUGAUGCUGGUGAGCCGCAUGGCCAAGAACCAGUACGUGUGGCACGGCCGGCCGCGCCUCAGCCAGACCCUGCAGGAGCUGCAGCAGCAGGGGCGGCGCCAGCGCUACCACCUCCAGAUGGAGCAGACGACGGCGGGCGCGGCGGCGUGCGGAGGGCCCGCGCAGAGGAGCGAGGAGGGAGAUGGCUCUUACGCCACGGCUUGCAGGAGGAAAGACAAGUCCCUGCGCAUCAUGAGCCAGAAGUUUGUCAUGCUCUUCCUGGUGUCCAAAACCCUCACGGUUACCUUGGACACGGCUGCCAAGAUCCUCAUCGAGGAGAGCCAGGACGCUGCCAAUCACAGCAAAUACAAAACUAAGGUACGACGUCUGUAUGACAUCGCUAACGUCCUGACGAGCCUGUCCCUCAUCAAGAAGGUCCACGUGAGGGAGGAGAAGGGCAGGAAGCCGGCCUUCAAGUGGAUCGGCCCCGCCGACUUCGUCACCAGCACUGAGGAUUCUGUGGCAGUCAGUGGCAUCCCCUUGCCUCAGGUCAACGCUGAUGCCCACCUCACGGUGCCAGCGGGCAGAAGGGAGAAAUUUACACGCCACGCCUCCUUUCAGGUGGUGCCCACCUCCGCUGCCAACCUCAGACUCACCAACUCAGCGCCCAGCACACCAAACCGAGAGAACUCAGGUCAUCGGGUCGAACCCUUGGAUUUUUCCAGAAAGCUGGGGAGCAGCAGCGCCGUGUGCCGUCGUCAGUUCGGAGAGGCCCCUGGUCUGCAGACUCCGGUGGGUCAGCGCUGCAGUCCCCAGGUGCGCUCCCCAGGCCUCGCCCCGCUGGCCGUGCCCAUCUCCAUUCCCGAGGGGGCCUACAGCCUCCCCACGGCACCUCACGGCGUCGCCAACGCCACCGCCUACCCCCAGCACCACCUGACCUACCUGCCCAGCCUCUCCCAGCCCUCCAUCCUCAUGCUGUACGGGGGCCCAGCCCCAGAGGGCCCUCACCCCUCCCAGGGGCAGGGUCAGGGGUCGUCGCCCAGGGCGGCAGAGGUCAGAGAGAAGAGGAAGAGCGUGGAUGACGAUAUGGAGCCGAGGCAGGCGGGCAAGCGAGAGCGACGCGAGGACGAGCAGAAGGCUGAACCAGAGUGUGCUCAGCACAGCUCCAGAGCGCCUACCCACUGCCUGCAGCUGGGCGUGCCCGUCAGCGAGGCCCUUUCCCGGGACGAGGGAGAGAGUCGUAGCCCCGCGGUGGCCCAACCUGCAUCACACUACCUCUACGUUCCCAACUCUGCAGGCCUGAACUUCCUGCUCUCCACGGGUCACUCUGCGGGCGGCGUGGCCCUGUCCCCCGGCAGCAUGGCGAUGUCCCCUGGCGCCAUGUCCUCCCUGGCCGUGCCCUACGUGCUGGUGCCCUCCUCCGCCCUCUCCUCCUACCCGGCGGCGGCGCUGCUCGCCAACGGCGCCGUGGACUCCUCGCACAUCGCCCACGCGCCGGGCAUCGGCUUCAACGUGCCGACCAUGAUGUCGCCGGCGCACUUCGUGGUCAGCCCGGGCAGCUUCGCCCUGGCCGGGGCGUCCCCCUCCGCCGCGCUGUCCGCUGCCCAGGAGCAGCACUCCUUCCUGGGGGUCUCGCCGAUCCCUGCGUCCCCCGCCACGGCGCAGAGGCAGCCUGACCGCUUGCACCUCACUGACCCUCACACGCCUUUGACCCCUAAAGAGGCCAUGGCUCCCGGCUCUAAAGCUUUCUUCCAGACGCCAGGCACCCUGGGAGGCACGCCCGUCACCUUGGAGACACGCAAGCGAGGCUCUGCCCAGAGGAGACUGGACAUCGGCAACCCAGUGGCCAACUGAAGGUCACGUGGAGGUCGCCCCCCCCCCCCACACACACACACACACACACAGAUGCCUCUGUGGCGGCGUGAAGUGGUGCUUGGUGGGACUCCGGCGCUCCAGCGUAGCUUCGGUGGUUCACACAGCAGCGUGGACGUGCUGAGCGGGCUCGAACAGCUGCAACGACUGACGCAGGGACUUCACUUGUUAAAGUCUUUCAUAGAUAUCAGAUGAUCACACUGCCCUCUUGUGGUCACU
Molecule: messenger RNA, 2799 nt
Organism: Sardina pilchardus (European sardine)
Lineage: Eukaryota; Metazoa; Chordata; Actinopteri; Clupeiformes; Clupeidae
Gene: e2f7
Product: E2F transcription factor 7
Exons: 13
Coding region: 121-2562 (813 amino acids)
Biological process (GO): regulation of transcription by RNA polymerase II
Cellular component (GO): RNA polymerase II transcription regulator complex
Molecular function (GO): DNA-binding transcription factor activity, RNA polymerase II-specific; RNA polymerase II cis-regulatory region sequence-specific DNA binding
Source: RefSeq, a predicted model, not a curated record